GGUGCCGUCUCCCCCGCGCAAGCCGCAGGUGCCAGCGACAUCGAGGGGUUCCUGGCCGCCUUCUACAACCAGAGAGAUGCCGUCGUGCAGGCGGCGCGGAAGCUGCUCACCGACGAGCAGGCUCCUCGGAGGCAGAGGCUGCUGGCGGAUCUGAUCCACAACCUGAACGAAAACAGCCUGGCCGAGGACAAGGAGGACGACAAGAAAUGGUUCGAAGGUCUAGAGUCUCGUUUUAAGAACAAAUCAAGCUACAUGCGAUACAGUUGUGAAAGCAGAAUACGAAGCUACAUGAAAGAGGUUAGUAGUUUUAUUUCCAAUGUUCAUCCUACAGCAAGAGAUGCAUAUAAAAGGAUAAUUGACCUGAUGUCAGAUAAACUGAGAUCUGUGAAAUACAACGGAUGCUACUUUGACAGAAGAGAGGAGGAGGCAGUCCGCCUGUGCACUGCGGAGGGAUGGUUCUCUUGUCAGGGACCUUUCGACAGAGAUGACUGCCCAUGUAAGCAUUCUAUCAACCCCUACGGUAACAGGGAAAGCAGAAUCCUCUUCAGUACCUGGAAUCUCGAUCACAUAAUAGAGAAGAAACGUGCUGUUGUCCCAGAACUGGCAGAAGCUGUCAAAACACGAGAUGGAAGAGAAGUAAACUGGGAAUACUUCUAUCAGCUGCUGUUUACCGUGGAUAAUUUAAAACUUGUACACAUUGCUUGCCAUAAGAAAACCAACCACAAUCUCAGCUGUGACAAAACUAAAAUUUACAGGAAAAGGAAGCAAAACCACAAGAUUUCAUAGUGCUAUCUCUGGAAGUGACUUGCUUUUUACAAAAUCAUGUCACAUGCUAUCAUUUUUAAAUAGCUCUAGUUUCUUAAACAAAAACUUAUUUAGGAGUCCCUGGCAAAAGAGACUUGCUAAGUAAUUCAACUGCAAUCUCACAACACAUACAUUCAUAUCAUGCCUAAUUCUACUCUCCCGCCUUCUCACUUACUACAAGCCUUCCUGUGUUAAGCGCAAUAAAAUAAAACUGUGAGUCAGAUUGUAAAAAUGAGGCCAGAGGGUGACACUGAUUAUGCCCUACAAUCUCUUUCUUGCUCUGACAAACAUAGACCCAAAGGGCGAUUUAGUGACAGAGCUGCUGGCUCUUCUGUACCAAAAUACCUGCACUCAUCCACGACCAUGCCAUUUGCUGUUGCUUUAGAUGUACAUCUCCUAGAAGGAAGAUCAAGGCCAUGACAUAUCUUUGCUUUUACCACCUUUGUUCUUUGUCAUCUUUCCCAUUGAUUUCCCUCUCCUUUCAGUUUCUACCUUUUUAGCUUGAAUUUGCUUGGAGCAAUACAAGCAA
Haliaeetus leucocephalus (bald eagle) is the source of this 1333-nucleotide messenger RNA. RefSeq names its product DNA fragmentation factor, 40kDa, beta polypeptide (caspase-activated DNase) (gene DFFB). The record is from RefSeq and is a predicted model, not a curated record. NCBI's taxonomy places the organism in Eukaryota, Metazoa, Chordata, Aves, Accipitriformes, Accipitridae. Gene Ontology annotation, molecular function: DNA endonuclease activity. The annotation marks the transcript as partial. Gene Ontology annotation, cellular component: nucleus; cytoplasm. Gene Ontology annotation, biological process: apoptotic DNA fragmentation. The transcript is spliced from 5 exons.